AUGGCCCCGAUCAUGGCCCCGAUUCCUGCACCAGCCCCAAGCUCCAUGACCUCUCUGCCGCCACCUACAGCAAGGGCGUGGCCGGCCCGGGCCUCGGACUUCCGCGGCCGGCCGGAGGGGUCCUCGCUGUUGAGGAGACGCCGAGACUCGUGGGCGUGCACCCUGGGCCCCCCCAGCCACCGCCCCCCCGCCUUGCUGCGACCCCAGCCCUGCGGCCCCGCCCGCCCGUCCGCGACAGGCCACCAGCUGCCCCAACGGCCGAAGGCUCCGAGGAGUGAGUCCACAGCCCCCCGGCCUCUGCCGCCGCCCGAGGUGCGUGAGGACGGUAGUCGUAGUCUGGCCCCCAUUCCCGUAACGGUCAAGCGAGAGCCUCAGGACUUGGACCAGCUGUACCUGGACGACGUAAAUGAAAUAAUACGGAACGAUCUCUCCAGCACCAACAUCUGAUCGUAGCUGGCCACAUGGAGCUCACGCGCAAGCUGCUUGGAGCCCGCUCGGCCGCCAAUGGUCCCGCUCCCACACCAGGACUUCGGGGACACCCAAUGCACACCCGGCGCCGGCCCAGCUCCCGCUAACCCAAGAUUUGCCUCACACGCUCCAAGUAGUUCUGUGCCCAGGAGGACAGACCGAAGGGGGUGGGGCCACCGGUGCACCUGUCACGGGCCCCUGGCACCCCCGCCCCUGCUUCAGUGCUGGAAGUGCCUUAUUAACCCGAUCUGGUGCCCCGGGGCAGAGCGUGGGGUCUGCUGCCAGGAGAGCGUGUGUAGGAGCGAAGCUGUAAAGACAUGUGGCCGUGCGGCUCUCUUCUGUGUGGGCUGGGAGAACCCCGGCCAGCGAGGCAUUUCGAGGAGACCCAGCCCCGCUUCCGAGCUUUCUCUGCUCCCCUUGGGCUGCAGCGUGCGACCUGCUGCCUCGUUCAGUACGUUUUGGGAUCUAAAUCAGUGCGUUUCGGGAUCUUUCCCGUCGUCCUCUUUUGCGUCCCCUGCUCCCUCCCGUGUUACCGAAACUGUAGGAUUGUUGACUGUAGCAUGCUGGGGUUUUGUUUUUAAUCUGGCUUUGAACGUGGUGCAGGUAAGAUGAGAGCACAGGAUACCCCGCGGGACGAAGGAGGUCUGUGCGCCCAGGACCGACCUGGCGUUUGCGUGUGUGCACGGCCAGCGGCACGCAUUUACACACAAAUGCAGAGUGACGGAGGGGGCGAUAUGCGGCCCUCGCCCCGCAGGGGCUGCCGCGUUGGCCGUACCCCGUGUCCGUUCUGGAAAAUGCAUCUGAGACAAAACCCGGCUCCCCGGCUCCGUCCCUGGGGCCCAUCUCCCGUCCACCGGGUCUGCACUGUCCUGUGGGGUGCGGCGGGCCAAGCUCGUCAGAAAGCCGGGAGAGGUGCAUUCUUGGUGCCCAGAUGUGCCCGAACGGCAGGUGGAAAGCGACUGUGCCGAGUGUCCAGGGGGUGUAACGUGUUUGUUCCGCUGUGAGAUUUCCCUUCACAGAAGCCUUCUGACCGCGCUUCGUCUAAGGGAACAGUCACCAGAAAUGGGUUCCUAGACAGCGCCUGCCGUGGGUUCCCGAGUAGCCGCUGUGAACGUACAGGUCAGCGUAGACGCCACUGCUUCUCCUGCAUCUGUACCGGCAACCGUCCACAUCACGUGACUGCUCGCCAGGACCCGUCGUUUCACGUAACCAAAAAGCAUGGUUCAUUAAAACAUGGUUAACCUGAAAGUUGUGCCUUAGGAGUCCAGGCCCCUCAUGGAACACGUCUCAGCUGCACCCGCGGGCGGGCGGCGUGGGUCCUGACCCCACAGCACGACAUGAGGCUGGAAAGGAUCUGCGCAGCGUCCUCCUGUGCAACCACACGCCGUUUUUGUUGGACUCCCGGGAAGGACACAAGCCCGAAAGCCGUAUGUGUACCCUCGCACACCGCCCUGAGAACGCCGGCACGUGGCUGCACCCCGGCCACGGCCCGCCCGUCGCCCAGACCUCAGCCUGCCCUCAGCGUCCUAGGACUCGCAUGACCCUCUUCUCGGUGGGCUUUCUGUGGGAAGGAACUGUUUGGUGUUUGUGUCCGCUGUCCUUUAGUUAGGAGAUAGACCCAAUAAAGCAGUAUUUUUUGCUGGACAA
Molecule: messenger RNA, 2115 nt
Organism: Lutra lutra (Eurasian river otter)
Lineage: Eukaryota; Metazoa; Chordata; Mammalia; Carnivora; Mustelidae
Product: nuclear factor of activated T-cells, cytoplasmic 1-like
Exons: 4
Coding region: 1-447 (148 amino acids)
Source: RefSeq, a predicted model, not a curated record